UCCCACCUAAAACAGACAGACCAGCUCCACUUGGGCCGCCGGAGAUGGAAGAAACCGAGCCGAUUGCGAGCAUUUCAGCGACUCAGACCUUCUGAAGCCCCCCCGGUACACAUCUCCAGGUGACAUCGGAAGUCAUGGCUCAUUGGUAGACUGAGUUGUGUUGGUGAAAAUAAACCCCGGGGUGAUUUUUGGAAGUGGUCACCGACAGACAGCGCCUUAACGGUAGUUUAGUUAGCUUGACUGAGUGAAGCCCCAGCGGAGAGACGGACACUGAUUUUUCGUUUGAGUUUUAAUAAGAAAAUUAAGACCACCACCGCUGUGUUCACGUCAUGUAAAUAUUAUAGUAUUAAAUACAGGAUUAUGCUUUUUGUGAGCCUUUUUUUCGGUCCCUAACAGUUCAGGUGCUCGGCUCCGACACGUCCGGUCUGGUCUGAAAAUUGUCACGAUCCAUGCUGAGGCUGUUUCCCCGGGCAGAGCUAGCUGCAAAGCGGAGCAAUAAUUCAAUUUUUUCGCCUGUCGGACUGAACAAGGUGUCGGUGGAUUUUGGACAUUAAACGUUUGAGGAAAUAGAAAGAUGUCAACAAAAACUCCUUUGCCCACGGUCAACGAGAAGGUGACGGAAAGUCACACUUCACACAGUAAUGGGCGUCAGGAGAUCAGCACGCGCUCAGCUCGGACUGGCGUCCGAUCCCGCAGCUCUGAGGAGCCGCACGUCGGCAACUACCGGCUGCUCAAAACCAUUGGGAAGGGCAACUUUGCCAAAGUGAAACUGGCCCGACACAUCCUUACUGGCAGAGAGGUGGCAAUUAAGAUAAUAGACAAGACGCAGCUGAACCCAAACAGCCUUCAGAAGCUCUUCAGAGAAGUUAGAAUAAUGAAGAUCUUAAAUCAUCCCAAUAUAGUUAAACUCUUUGAAGUGAUCGAGACGGAGAGGACACUUUACCUGGUGAUGGAGUACGCCAGCGGAGGAGAGGUCUUCGACUACCUGGUUGCACAUGGAAGAAUGAAGGAAAAAGAGGCCAGGGCUAAAUUUAGACAGAUUGUAUCGGCCGUGCAGUACUGCCACCAGAAGCACAUUGUUCACAGAGACCUCAAGGCGGAAAACCUUCUCCUUGAUGCCGACAUGAACAUUAAGAUUGCUGAUUUUGGCUUCAGCAACGAGUUUACUCUGGGCAAUAAACUGGACACGUUCUGCGGUUCUCCGCCGUACGCAGCGCCGGAGCUUUUCCAGGGGAAGAAGUACGACGGGCCGGAGGUGGACGUCUGGAGUCUGGGGGUCAUCUUGUACACGCUGGUCAGCGGCUCACUGCCAUUCGAUGGACAGAACCUCAAGGAGCUGCGGGAGCGGGUGCUCAGAGGGAAGUACCGCAUCCCUUUCUACAUGUCCACAGACUGCGAGAACCUCCUCAAACGCUUCCUGGUUCUCAACCCAGCCAAGCGUGGUACUCUCGAGGUGAGGGAGGACGCAGAAAAUCAAAUAAUGAAGGACCGAUGGAUCAAUGCAGGAUUUGAAGAGGACGAGCUCAAGCCUUAUGUUGAACCAGAGCUGGACAUCACGGAUCAGAAGAGAAUAGAUGUGAUGGUGGGGAUGGGCUACAACCUGGAUGAGAUCCAGGAGUCUCUGGCCAAGAUGAAGUACGACGAGAUCACAGCCACCUACCUGCUACUGGGCAGGAAGGCCUCGGAGUUGGAGCCUAAUGAAUCGGCCUCCAGCAGCAACCUCUCUCUGGCCAAACCCAGACCCAACAGCGAACUCAACGGUCAGUCGCCCUCCCACCUCAAAGUCCAGAGGAGCGUCUCGUCCAACCACAAACAGAGGCGCUACAGUGAACAAGUCGGACAGAAUGUUCCUCCAGGGAUGGCUCAUCCGAAGCGGAGUCAGACCACGACAGCGGAGAACAGCGUGAAGGAAGAGGGCGGCGUCCAGCUCCGCAAGCCCAGCACCCCGGGCAGCCGUGGAGCCCCGCCCACCAGCCCACUGCUGGGCAACGCCAACAACCCCAACAAGGCCGACAUCCCCGACCGCAGGAAAGGAGCCACCACCGGACCUAGCAAUAACACUGCAUCAGCAGGUAUGACCAGGAGGAACACGUAUGUGUGCAGCGACAGGAAUAACACGGAUCGUCUCUCAGUCAUUCCCAACGGGAAAGAAAACAGCAUGACUGAGAUGGCUUGUGCCACUAGCCCCUCCUCUUCUGCUGCGUUUGCGGCCGCUGCGUUCGGUGCCUCGUCCAGUUCGGUGCGGCUGAGGUAUCAAACUGUCGGCCCUUUGUACGCUUGCCAGGCAGGCUGGGCCACGCUGCCCCACUCCUACUACGCUCUGGACUACUGCUCGCCCAACAGCGUUGCCGUGUCACCCGGUGGUCAGAGGAACCCAGUGGCGUCCACUCACAGUAUCACCAACGCUACCACGCCCGACCGACUCCGCUUCCCGCGAGGCACCGCCAGCCGCAGCACCUUCCACGGAGGCCAGCUGAGAGACCGCCGCACGGCCACGUACAACGGGCCGCCGGCCUCGCCCACGCUCUCCCACGACGCCACGCCCCUGUCGCAGACACGCAGCCGCGGACCCAGCAACCUGUUCUCCAAACUCACCUCCAAACUCACCCGCAGAAACAUGUCAUUCAGGUUUACCAAAAGAGUCUCAACCGAGUUUGAGAGAAACGGGAGACUUGAGGGCUCAAGUCGCCAUGUACCUGGGGAUCAAAAAGGGGAAAAUAAAGACAGUAAACCCCGCUCCCUCAGAUUCACUUGGAGUAUGAGGACCACCAGCUCCAUGGAGCCCUGUGACAUCAUGCGGGAGAUUCGCAAGGUGCUCGACGCAAACAACUGCGACUACGAACAGCAAGAGAGUUUCCUGCUUCUUUGCGUCCACGGAGACGGGCGAGCCGAAAACCUGGUCCAAUGGGAGAUGGAGGUUUGCAAGCUGCCCCGCCUCUCACUCAACGGAGUCAGGUUCAAGAGGAUAUCCGGAUCAUCCAUCGCUUUCAAAAACAUUGCUUCCAAAGUUGCCAACGAAUUAAAGCUAUGAACAAAAGGGUUUAAAAGUCUACAUAUAUAUAUCUAGAAGUAUUUAAGCUGUACAAUCAUCCAAGUAGCAGUUUCCAAAUGUCUCCUUUUUUAAACAAAUACAGAGUAUGUAUUGAAUAUUAUAAUGUAUAGAUUAAGGCUUUUGGCAAUAAUCACUGAAUUACCUACUAAUAUCUCAGUCUCUUCUGGCCGAAUGGGUCGACAUAAACGAGUUGAAUAUGAUUUGUCAUGCUGUGAAUGUGGACAAAAAAAGCAUUUCUAGUCUUAUUUAUUUAAUCUUUUUUUUUUUUUCCUGGAAAAAGAAAAAAAUUACAUAGAUUUUUGUUUUCAGUGUAAAUAAUGUAUCUUAAUUUCAAGACGGCUUCACUGCAAUACUUUUUUUUUUUCUUUUUUUUUUUUUUUUGUAUUUCGUUAAAAAGUAGAGAUGAUGGGGAGUCCGUGUAAAUGGCCACAUGGUUAAGGGUCACUCAUGUCUCAAUUAAAGUGUCUGUCAACUUAAA
Molecule: messenger RNA, 3530 nt
Organism: Sphaeramia orbicularis (orbiculate cardinalfish)
Lineage: Eukaryota; Metazoa; Chordata; Actinopteri; Kurtiformes; Apogonidae
Gene: mark3a
Product: MAP/microtubule affinity-regulating kinase 3a
Exons: 19
Coding region: 575-3031 (818 amino acids)
Biological process (GO): microtubule cytoskeleton organization; intracellular signal transduction; protein phosphorylation
Cellular component (GO): cytoplasm; plasma membrane
Molecular function (GO): tau-protein kinase activity; ATP binding
Source: RefSeq, a predicted model, not a curated record